AACGUAAAGACUCUUUGGUUAAAAAACCUGUAUACCUAAAUAAAAAGAAAAUACCACAACAAUUAUUGGUCAUAUUCGCAAUUUACAAUGAAUUCAAAGAGUUUACUGACACACCCCUUAGGUUAGAUAAUUUAAUAAUAAUAUUCACCUGAAAAGUAUUUUAAAAAUACCCUGUCUUCGUAUUUUGAAUUGAGCCAGUGACUGCAGUUGCGUGGCAACGGAACUCAAACAGGUGCACAACUCAACGUCUUCUAACUGACCAGAGGGAACGUAUUUAGUGCAACGCUAGCUAGAAAGUUUUUUUUUUUUUUUUUUUUAAUUUUACCAAGGAGAAAGGACAAAGACUAUAUAAAGGUGGUUGCUUCUGUUGCUUCUAUAUGUGAAUUAACGAUGAAUAUGACUGGCGGAAAUACCACUUACACGUUGAAAUAUAUAGAUAGAAGUCCAAACAUACCGACGGCCGGAAAACUAAUACCUUUGGGAGACAGGGCGAAGACCUGCUUACAAGAACGGGAAAAGCCCUCCACCCCGCCGGUGAUAAGAAAAUUCCGCAACAACGUCCAACCAGAACCAGGAGCCAUCAGAGUGCACCCAGGCAAGGCAAAUGAUCCAGAUAUUGCCAGCACUCUUGUUCAUGGCGUCAGCACCAAAUCAUCCCUCACUGGCAGAAGUUUGCUAAAUCCUCCUCAAAUGACCUUGUUCCAGAAGAAGUUAGAAGAGCUCAGUGAAGCAGUGUACACUUCCAGUCAUAAAGCACCUCUGGGCAGAUCACGUGAUCAGCAUAUUGGACUUCCCACGUGGUAUAAUGACGAAAUUAUGUUUGGUGUUAAAACAGCUAAAGGGUUAGAUGUAUGGGAGAUCAUUAACUCUUUAAAAACAGCUGAGGAGGUGGAGAGGGAAGCCCAGGAGGGACAUGAGGCUUAUGUUCGCAGCCACAAUGCCUAUUUUGUUGGUGAGAGGAUUGAUAGGAAAUAUGACUGGAGUCACUACAGUAAGGACAGCAGGUUUGGGAUCCUCACACCUCACUUUAAUGAUGGCCGUAAUCUUCGCAAAACCCUCCACUGGCUCGGGGAGUCACAGAAGUUUUACAAUCCAAAGGCUGUGUGGAAGAGAUCUGGGAACAGGGAAAAGAUUGAGCCAAAAACUGACAAAGCGAUCAAGAUAAGUCCUUUGAAUAUUCCACCAGAUCACACCUUUGGAUUGCUCUUGCCACCAAAUGAAUAUGGUGUUGGAGAUAUAAUCCACUCCACAAAGCCAGGGGAGUAUGUGAGAGGUCGAGACCGACAGCGCAGCCUGGUGAACGCAGUGCGACACCACCUCAAGAGGGUCAAUUUCCACAACUUCCCCUCCCUGCUGCAGGCAUUCAGACAUUAUGACAAGAAAGGAAAGGGAAUGAUUGACAAGGCAGACCUUCAGGCAGUGUGCAGUCAGUUCCAGCUAGAUGUUAGCGGGCCAGUCCUUGAUGACCUGAUGGAUUACUGUGACACAGACAAGGACGGACUGAUAAACUUUGUGGAGUUUGCUAACUUCCUCAAUUGGAAGGACAAGAUGCCCAUCAACGCUCGGGAUCAAGGCAUCAUAACAAAUGAGCGUCAGACCAGCUCGGCUCCAGCUAACACAGAGAGGAAGCCUUUGACAGAAUCAGAACAGCUUCCUGCCUCCCAGGCCUUGAUUAAACCUGAGGACCUGGAGCCUAUAGAGCCAGGCAGCUCAAAGAAGACUCUCAGGACCCUGAGGCGACCCAGGGCAGUCCCAGACCACUUCAUCACCUCCUCCUCCUUCAUCGGGGCCAUCAGUGAUGCUUCGCUCACAUCGAACAGUCGCUGCUACGGCAUCCCGUCUGUGCGCUCCGACCUUCCAGCUCCACGCAUCAAAAGAGUCAGUGACACCACAAACUAUGGUGAUACAUCCACAGCUGCAGAUCUCCUGCAUCCAUCAGUUCACGCCCUCCGGGGUGUUCACGAGGAACACUUGUUCUGUCCUCGCACUAAGACUGAGAUUGCAGAGAUCUUCAGGAACGUGGGUGUGAAUAUUUCUGAGGAAACCUUUGAAGAGGCCUGGAAGCUGGCGUCCAUAAAGCAACCGGACGGGGAGGUUUGUGUUGAGGUUUUCCGUACUGUACUUAAGGAAAUAAAAGCAAUGUAGUCCUGAAGAUGUUUUUUACUGGAACGGUGUUUCCCCAUCACAAAACUUGGAAAAUGUUUUAGUUUAAUGGGAGUGCAUUUUUGACAUAAUGAAGAAGAUUGGGCUUCUGCAGCCCAAAACAUGUAGGAGGAAAUAUUCAUCUAAAGGUCAAGGUAGUUGUGUUGUCAAACUUUUCACUUGACAACUUUAAGUAAAAAUUUCAAUUAUCUAAGUAACCACAUUGUCGCGUAGUGUAGAGAGCGUAGAGAAACAAAAAAGGCAUUUUUAAUGCAAGUCAUAAUCGUUCUGCAUUUUCUGUCUUUACAAUUGGGACACUUAUUCUGAAGCAUCUGGAGCAAUAUGACAAUUCUUUAUUAUUAUAGGGUUGCUUAUAUGAAUGUAGGUGGCAGCCACUGGAGAUCUGAAUGAAUAAAGUCAGUAUUCAGUUUGAGCUUUGCUCUGUUGGAAGUGAUGCAUUCUUACAUUAAUCUCUAUGAACUCCAGGCAAACAAAAUGUUCUAUUUUAAUCUUUUUUGACAGUGGGUUUUGUUUGAAUUGGCUGGUGAACUAACUAAAUGCUAAGAACUAUGUCUUGUGCAGGCGAUCAGCUCAAUUUAUUAUAAUAUAAAAUAUAAUAUAUAACUCAAAGGUAAAUCCCACAUGCUAUUAAUCUGUUCAACUUUCCCACUGUUACUUUAGCAUGAUUCUGGUUAUGAAUUCGUUGAAACAAUAAAUACAGCACAGCAGCUCUCCAUAGAACAUCUUUUAAAAAUGAAACAUCUUUUAAUGGCUAACAUCAGACUAAUGUGUUUUGUCAUAUAAACCUUUAUCUGAGCUUCCUCUUGACCCAUUUUUUGGGUUAUGUGCUUUUGGAGUGCUGCCUUUCCUGUUAUUUCAUGAAUUCGCUGGAAGCCACUUAGUUUCUGGCAGAGCACCCAUUCAAAAGAAGGUUAUGUGAAGAGACAUACUGCACCUGUUACGCAUUUUUAAUAUUUGGACUUAUAUCUUACACCAUCAGGUUGGUUGUAUAUGAUGAUAUGCUGGAGAACUGAGCUACAUUUUGAAGCUCUGCCUUCAUCAUUGGGAAUGGCAACAAACAACUUCAAUGUAGUUUUACUUGCACUGUUUAUAGCAGCCAACAUUGUACCACAGAGCACGUUUUACACCAAUAAAUAAACUUUGACUUAA
This is a messenger RNA of Lates calcarifer (barramundi perch), 3312 nucleotides long. RefSeq names its product EF-hand domain family, member B (gene efhb). The record is from RefSeq and is a predicted model, not a curated record. Gene Ontology annotation, molecular function: calcium ion binding. Bases 391 to 2145 code for a protein of 584 amino acids. The transcript has 13 exons. Lineage: Eukaryota; Metazoa; Chordata; Actinopteri; Centropomidae.